AUGGAGAAUACAGAACUAGUAAAGCAAUAUAUUGAUGCGCUUGAUGUGUCAUUAGAUGAAAUAGAACCAAUCAUCAAAGAGAUCAGCUCAAAAUCUUUCGAAGAUAGAAUUAAUGAAACAUCAGAUGAACAUGAAAAGAUAAAGAUAUCAAACAGUUAUGCUUAUUUAUUGACGUCCUUGUCAUUCGCUUUUUUGAAAUCCAAAGGUAUUGAUACAACUAAUCAUCCAAUAAUGAAAGAUUUAGCAAGAGUCAAAUCUUAUAUGAAUAGAGCAAAAGAAGCAUUGAAUCCAUCAAAAGAAAAGAAAGUUGAUACAGGUGUUGCUAAACGUUUUAUAGAGGCAGCUUUGAAUAGUGGUACAGGUAAUUCAACAGUGGUUACAGGAACUCCAGAACCUGCAAUUAGCUCUGCAUCUUUCCAAGGUAAGCAUACAAAGUUUAAAGAUGAAAAUGAAAAGAGCGAUGAUGAAAGUGAUGAUAAAAAAGUUUCCAAAAAAGACGAAGCUUCAAUAAGGAAGAGUUCGAAAGAGAAAUUGGGAAAAAAAGAUAGUGGAAAGAAUAAAGUGAAGAAACCGAAGAAGGAGAAGAGUAAAUCUACUAAAUAA
Molecule: messenger RNA, 603 nt
Organism: Hansenula anomala
Lineage: Eukaryota; Fungi; Ascomycota; Saccharomycetes; Phaffomycetales; Wickerhamomycetaceae
Gene: LRP1
Product: Lrp1p
Exons: 3
Coding region: 1-603 (200 amino acids)
Biological process (GO): maturation of 5.8S rRNA; regulation of gene expression
Cellular component (GO): exosome (RNase complex); nucleolus
Molecular function (GO): RNA binding; DNA binding
Source: RefSeq, a predicted model, not a curated record